Messenger RNA from Protopolystoma xenopodis, 198 nucleotides. NCBI's taxonomy places the organism in Eukaryota, Metazoa, Platyhelminthes, Monogenea, Polystomatidea, Polystomatidae. The record is from the annotation of a GenBank genome assembly.
AUGGAGAAAGUGCCUUCAGAAAAUGCUAAAAACGUUGUUCUGCCAAAUCUGGGCUUCCUCGACUCCGCCUCACAUGAGCAGCUCCCCCUCUCACCAAAUGAUCGCACGGAGGAGGAGGAAGAGAAGAAAGAUAUACAAAAAUCUAAGCGACGUGGCCCACCUGGUCUCCAACUUAUGGCGUUGCCUACAGAGAUUGGU